Monoraphidium neglectum is the source of this 756-nucleotide messenger RNA. RefSeq lists its product as hypothetical. Gene Ontology annotation, biological process: negative regulation of DNA-templated transcription. Gene Ontology annotation, cellular component: nucleus. The transcript has 5 exons. Lineage: Eukaryota; Viridiplantae; Chlorophyta; Chlorophyceae; Sphaeropleales; Selenastraceae. The record is from RefSeq and is a predicted model, not a curated record. Bases 1 to 756 code for a protein of 251 amino acids.
AUGGCGCAGCAAAAUGGGACGCCGGGGGCGCCGCAGCUGUUGUCAGGCGGCGCCGCCGCCGCCCAGCCGCAGGCGCCACCUGCCGCAGCGCCGCAGCCCCCCCAACCGCCGCAGCCGCCGGCGGCCGACCAGGCCAACGGCGCCGGCAGCGGUGCCCCGCGUGGCCCUCUGAUCGGUCGCGCAGGGUUCCUGCACAUCUCCGAGAGCCUGAAGAAGGAUGGCCCCGACCGCACCAUUGCCGACAUGCAGCGGCUGCACGGCCUCAGCCACCCGUUAUGCCGGCCGCUGCUGGAGCUCACGGACCACCUGCAGCUCGCCGCGCGGCAGCGCAGCGCGGUCGGGGCCGCGGCGGCCGCGAGCGCGGCCAACGACGCGCGGCAGGCGGCGCUCGCUGCGCGCGAGGAGGAGGAGGUGCAGGGGCGGCUGGAGGCGCUGCUGGGGGCGAGCUUUGCUUACCUGGGAAUGCCGGAGCUGAAGCAGAUCCCCUUGGAGGUGCUCAACUCGAUGGAGCGCGUUCCCGCGCCCUUUUUGAAGCUGCUGGCGGAGGACAGGGAGGUCUUCAACAGCCUGCCGCAGAGGGUCAAGCAGCAGGUGUGGGAGUACGACAAGGGCCUGCUGCAGAGCGUGGCCAUCGAGACCAUCGCCACAUACAAGUACGAGGCAGCCACCCUGCUGUCGUGCCUGGACAUGCGCCAAUUUGCGGCGGCGCCGGCGGCGGCGCGCCCCUGCCGCCGCGGCCGGGCGGGCGCGGCGUGA